UGGAUUCGAUAUUUUUCAUCAAAAACAUGAUUCGAUCAAAUUAUUUAUUGUCGUUCAUUUUACGAAAUUAUUAUUCAUCAAGAUAUUUAUCAUCAAAAAUUAAUAAUAAACAAAAUUCUGUUAAAGAUAAAUCAACAGCAAUAACAAUCGAUAAUGAAAAGAAUGAUUUAUCAACAGAUCAAAAAACUGAUGAUAAUGAUAUGAAAACAGAAAAAUUUGAUAUAUCAUUAAUACCGAAACAAGCAAGAGAUAAUUUUGUUAUUCAAUUCAAUAAAGAAAUACCUACAUAUGAUCAAUUGUUUGAAUAUCAUAUUGAUAAAAAAUUAUAUAACAUUGAUCGUAUAAUAACUAAAUCAAGAUUUUUUUCUGUUGAUUUUAAAGUUAAAUUACAGAAAAAAUAUGAUCUAUCAAUGGCCGAAUUUAAACAUGGUUGGCGUAAUAAAAUUGAUCGUAUUGAAACAAAACAACAAAAAUAUAUAACUCGUAGACAUGGUAUACUUGGACCGGAUUUAGCAGCAGCAAAUUUUAUCCUAUCACGUGGUGGUCGUGUUCGUUUUCGUCAUGAACCACAACGAUGGAUAACUGAUGUGAAUGAAAUUCCAAAAACAUUUGAUAAAAAAUAUCGUCUAAUUUCGAUUGAUGGUUCUGAAUUGGCCAUCAUAUUCGAAGGUUUAGAUAAUCUAAUUCUUUUGAAUGAACUUGAAGAAUUAAAUCUAGCCGGUAAUCGUUUAGAUGAUUGGUGUUGUGAUAAAUUAGCCCGGUUAUUUAGAAAUUCACAAAGAUUAAAUUAUCUAAAUAUAAAUGAUAAUAAAUUGAUAACACAUCGUGGUAUUGAAACGUUAUACAAAAUUCGAUCAUUACGAACAUUGGUUAUACGUCGUACAAAAGCUGCCGAAUUUCCAUUUAUCGAUCUAGUUAUCUUAAUGUUUAAUGAUAUAAAUCCUAAUUGUAAUAUCAUUUAUAAAUAAAUAAAACAAAACAAAGAUUCAUUUGUUUUCCAUCGUUGUUAA
Molecule: messenger RNA, 1010 nt
Organism: Dermatophagoides pteronyssinus (European house dust mite)
Lineage: Eukaryota; Metazoa; Arthropoda; Arachnida; Sarcoptiformes; Pyroglyphidae
Product: distal membrane arm assembly component 2
Source: RefSeq, a predicted model, not a curated record